GGACAAGGCAGAUUUGGUGAUGGUAACUUGAAACUACCGAUGGUCUUGAACUGUCUGCAACUAAAGAGAACCUAUUCUUGUAUGAAUGUUUCUUAUCUGUCUGCCUUGUACAGCCCAUCGGGAGGCUCUCCAUUUGCCAUUCUGGCCCUUGAUGACUUCUGCGUGACAUAAAGCCAGGAGCAUCCCCCUUCUGCCUCUGUGUGUAGUGCAUCAAAUUUCUCCAAAGAAGUUUAUUCCAAGUGAUUAUACCCAACUCAUUCUCACCAACUAUAAACUUUUAAACCCAAUGAAGAAUUACUAUUCUACACAAGGGUUGUGCCAACAAACUACCUCCCAGAAACCUCGGCCGAACAUAAGGUCAGACGUGAGGGACCAAUUUCUCGAAGACGAUGAAUCACUCCCCGAUAUCCCAACUCCGAUAGACGAAGAUGGUGAUGAGACACUUUUCAAUACUUCGACACAGGAACUCAACACUGUUCUUCCUCCGCAAACAUGUGUGAAAUCUAAAUCAGAUAGCCUCAUCCAACCGGAGUCAAUGACCAUCGUCGACAACGAUCGCGACAUUGGAGAGUUCAUAAUACACGAACUUAUAGACAAUUUGAGGGAUAUAUGUAAUGUUGAGCACAGAUUUGGAUAUCACAUGGCUGCCAUUCUCCGCUACGCCAAGAUGCAACAGAUCAUGUUUCCAGAUCACACAAAGCUCAGGCUAACUUGUCUCGGUGAAUUCGACCUUUUUUCUAAUACAGAAAGAGACGAAGUGAUAGACAAGGUGACAACAAAACAAGGCUCUCAGCCUGUACUUCUCUGGCUCUACCAGACCGUUCUACCAAUAUUUUUUGGUCAAUGGGGAUACAGGGGAACUUUGCACCUCACACCUCAAAUUCCCUCUUACCACCAAGCGACUACACUUCCAUGUAUG
Messenger RNA from Talaromyces proteolyticus, 919 nucleotides. RefSeq lists its product as uncharacterized. The record is from RefSeq and is a predicted model, not a curated record. The transcript has a single exon. NCBI's taxonomy places the organism in Eukaryota, Fungi, Ascomycota, Eurotiomycetes, Eurotiales, Trichocomaceae. The annotation marks the transcript as partial.